Messenger RNA from Paramecium octaurelia, 435 nucleotides. The record is from the annotation of a GenBank genome assembly. NCBI's taxonomy places the organism in Eukaryota, Ciliophora, Oligohymenophorea, Peniculida, Parameciidae.
AUAUCAUCCUUUUACCAGUAACAAUGUCAUAAUUCUUAACACCUACAAUAGAUGAAUUAUAUGAUUCAUUAAGAUUAACAGAUAUUGCUAAAUCAAAUGAAUCAUUAGAACCAUCACCCAGAAAAUAUAUUAAGGUAAUUUAUAUUUAUAAUAAUUCAGAUAGAAGAUUAUGAAAAUACUCCUUUAGAAACUCAAGAUUCAUCCUCAUACAAUAAAAUUAUUAUCCCCAUUCCCUUGAAAUAACCAGUGUCGGCUUCAAAGUAAGGCCAAAGAAUGCUUAUUAAUCCAAAUUUGAAGAUUGUAAUUAAUUUAUUCCAUUUUCAUUUAGAAAAUGCUAAAUCUUUAUAUCUCACACGCUAUUAUUCAAGAAGAGGACAAUAUUUUCAAUUGUACUUAAUCACAGAAAUGAGAAAUCCUUAUAAUUUUUUGAAUUUG